GAAACUUAUCCGAAACAUUAAUAUAGUACAUCUGCCCAUCAAAUAAUAAAAACUACUCCUAAACCACUAAUGAUUAUUCAACCUACUACCCAGAAAUCAGAAUCCCAGAUAAAUAAGGAAGAGGAAACCAUGAAAGAUCUUUGACUUGUUAGUAACAGCAUCUAACACGCCCAAUUUCAAUCCAAAAAGAUUCACAAUUUUACUACAGACACCAAACAACAAUUUUUUCUUCAACCACCCACAUCCUAGUGCAAAUAAUUUAAUAGAAAAAACUCAAAUUUUUUGUUCUUUUUCAAGUCUCUUUCCUUAUUUGUCUUCUAUUUGCUUGCCCUUAUUCUUCACUCUAUUUUUAUUCCAUGGCUCCAAUUUUUUUUGGUGGGAUUUUAACAAAAUUCAAUCUUUUCCACUUCAAUAAUUUCUUCAAUUUUUUUGUGGGAUUUUAACAAAAUUCAAUCUUUCCCACUUCAAUAAUUUCUUUAAAUUUUUUGUGGGAUUUUAACAAAAUUCAAUCUUUUCCCAGUUCAAUAAUUUAUUUAAAUUUUUCUGGGUAUUUUUUGGCUCUGAAAUUCUCGGAAAAGUGUGAUGUCUUCCCAAUUAAAUGGAGGAGAUGAAGAAUCACUAAUUGAACCGCUUAUUACUUCCUCUAGCCGUCAAUUAUCUCUGCUUAGCAACACAACAUCUCAGCUUGCUCUUGUUGGUGUCAACAUUUGCCCUGUUGAAAGUCUUGAUUAUGAAAUUAUUGAGAAUGAGUUUUUUAAGCAAGACUGGAGAAGUAGAAAGAAGAUGGAGAUUUACCAGUACAUUUGUAUGAAAUGGGCAUUGUGUUUUUUAUUAGGUUUGUUAGUUAGUUUGGUUGGAUUCUUCAAUAAUCUUGGUGUUGAAAACAUAGCUGGCAAAAAAUUUGUUAUCACUUCCAAUAUGAUGCUGUAUAACAGGCAUUUGUCAGCAUUUUUGGUCUUUACAGCUUUUAAUCUUGGGUUGACACUAUUUGCAUCACUGUUUACGGCACUUGUAUCGCCGGCGGCUGCUGGGUCAGGUAUACCAGAAGUUAAGGCUUACCUGAAUGGUGUGGAUGCACCUGACAUAUUUUCACUGAGGACUUUGGUUGUUAAGAUUAUUGGCAGCAUUGCUGCCGUUUCUUCUUCCCUUAUGAUUGGCAAAGCAGGCCCAAUGGUGCACUCUGCCUCAUGUAUUGCUGCGUUGCUCGGUCAGGGUGGAUCAAAGAAGUAUGGUCUGACAUGGAAAUGGCUACACUUUUUCAAAAACGAUCGAGAUCGGAGAGAUCUUGUAACAUGUGGAACUGCUGCUGGAAUUGCUGCUGCUUUCCGUGCUCCUGUUGGUGGUGUAUUAUUUGCGUUGGAAGAAAUGGCUUCUUGGUGGAGAAGUGCACUCGUGUGGAGAUCAUUCUUUUGUACAGCAGUAGUUGCUAUCAUGCUUCGAGGUUUCAUGGAUCUCUGUUACAGUGGCAAGUGUGGACUCUUUGGUACAGGCGGAUUGAUAAUGUUUAAUGUCACUAAAGAGAACUUCAUAUAUCACCUCAGUGAUGUGCCCACUGUGCUGCUUCUAGGAUUCAUAGGGGGCAUAUUGGGAGCCUUGUACAAUUUUGUUCUAGAAAAGGUUCUUCGACUCUACGGUUUUAUUAAUGAGAAAGGCCUUGUUUGUCAGAUAGUUCUUGCUUGCUCAGUCUCUAUAUUCACCUCCUGUCUUCUGUUUGGGCUUCCAUGGUUUGCACCAUGCCAACCUUGUCCCGCUGAUGCUUCUGAGGCUUGUCCUACUAUAGGCCGAUCUGGUAACUACAAGAAGUUCCAAUGUUCCCCGGGACACUACAAUGAUCUUGCUAGUUUGAUUUUCAACACAAAUGAUGACGCGAUCCGAAACCUUUUUAGUCAUAGCACCGAUUCUGAAUUUCAUGGCUCAUCCAUGCUUAUAUAUUUUGUAACUUGCUUUUUCCUAAGCAUUUUUAGUUAUGCGAUCGUGCUCCCUUCUGGUCUCUUUGUACCUGUUAUCGUGACGGGUGCUUCAUAUGGUCGUUAUGUUGGGAUGGUAAUUGGCUCAAAGUCAAGUCUGAAUCAUGGUCUUUUUGCAGUGCUUGGUGCUGCUUCUUUUCUUGGCGGAUCGAUGAGAAUGACGGUUUCGUUGUGUGUUAUCCUACUUGAACUUACCAAUAACUUGUUACUACUGCCACUCGUAAUGUUAGUUCUGCUUGUCUCGAAGACCGUGGCAGAUGGUUUUAAUGCCAAUAUAUACGACAUCAUGAUGAAGCUGAAGGGCUUCCCCUACCUGGAAUCCCACACUGAGCCAUAUAUGAGACAACUGACUGUAGCUGAUGUAGUUACUGGUCCACUUCAAUAUUUUCACGGGAUUGAAAAAGUGGAAAAUAUAGUUGAGACUCUCAAAAGCUCGGGACACAAUGGGUUUCCUGUAAUUGAUGAGCCAGGAGAUUCUGCAGCUCCUGUUUUAUUCGGUUUAAUCCUUCGUGCUCAUCUUAUUGUGUUGCUGAAGAAGAAAGCUUUCUUUCUUACACCAGUAUCAGCUGGUGCUGAUGUAUUUGAGCAAUUUUCCUCUGUGGAUUUUGCGAAGAGUGGUUCUGCCACCGUUGAUGACAUUGAAGAUAUUGAAUUGACAGAUGAAGAAUUGAAGAUGUUUGUCGAUCUUCACCCGUUUACAAAUGCUUCGCCGUAUACAAUAGUGGAGACGAUGUCUCUAGCCAAGGCUCGUGUGCUUUUUCGAGAAGUUGGUCUCAGGCACAUGCUAGUGACACCAACAACAAUUGAUAGAUCACCUGUUGUAGGGAUGUUGACAAGACAUGAUUUUAUGCCAGAACACGUAUUAAGUUUGCAUCCUUCGUUGGUGAAGAAGAAAUGGAAAAGGUUAAGAUUCCAGCUUACUGCCUUCACUAAAUUCUUUUAGACAUCGGCCACUCUUUGGAGCUCCUUAUCUGUUCAGAUGUGUAGUUAACGAGCAGCUAGCCCGAGCACAAGUUAUAAUUCUCAGUAAAUGUAAUUCUUUUUCUACUCUUUUCUUCAUGUGGUUGAAGGGAGCUAAGGCUGGAAGUUAAUCAAAAUAAUCCAGCUUAGAUGUGCAUUUGUUAGAAAGGAUGGGGGAAAUUGUUUAAAGUUGUCGACCCCUCAUCGUGUUUUUUCUGUGUUUCUUCUGAAAUAUUGUAAAGGGAAGUUCCAAGCUCUGCUGGAAAAUUUUUAGUGCUAAAAGUUCUCGUACAUUCUUUGGCCUCAUUUUGUGUUGCUCUGAGAAUUUGAUUAUUUGAAUCUUGAUUAAUUUGAUGGCAAUGGAAGGCCACACAGCAUUUGUUCAA
Messenger RNA from Beta vulgaris subsp. vulgaris (sugar beet), 3313 nucleotides. Its product is annotated as putative chloride channel-like protein CLC-g. Lineage: Eukaryota; Viridiplantae; Streptophyta; Magnoliopsida; Caryophyllales; Amaranthaceae. Gene Ontology annotation, biological process: chloride transport; transmembrane transport. The transcript has 7 exons. Gene Ontology annotation, cellular component: intracellular membrane-bounded organelle; plant-type vacuole membrane. The record is from RefSeq and is a predicted model, not a curated record. Bases 583 to 2910 code for a protein of 775 amino acids. Gene Ontology annotation, molecular function: voltage-gated chloride channel activity.